CCCAUUUCUCUGAGCACAACAGCUGGUGAACAACAGAAGACCGAAUUGAGAAAUAGCUUGGAAACUUGAAACUAAAACUGAAGUGAUAUUCAGGGGCAAUAAAAACUUAAUCGCCUUUGCUGAAGUGCCAAAAACGACCGUGCGUAAUUACGCAUAGAACAACAAUGAGCUCCACAACAGCAAUGGAAGUGAACAUCGAAGCCAGGCGGAUAUUGGCCGUGUCGAUAAGUAAGCUGUACGCCUCUCGGACUCAGAGAGGCGGACUGAGACUUCACCGGAGCCUCCUGCUGUCCUUGGUCAUGAAGUCUGCCCGGGACAUCUACCACUCCUCCCGGGAGAGCGAGGCGCUGAGCGGAGCGCAGUCAACUCCGGAGGAGCCGAUGGACACCAGCUCCACUCCGGAGCUGCCAGAGCGUCAGCCGGCGCCCAUGUCGGAAAAAAACUCCUCAGAGACUGCCGUAGAGGAGUCGGACAAUAAGGUGGAAGAUUAUGAUUUAGACACCACCGAGGACAAAGAGAACCUCAGCCCGGCGAGGCAAUCCAGGAAACGCCGGGGCAAGGCGUCGGCGGCGCCUGACUUCCUUCCCAACAAGAGGGCGAGGCUGGAGCCCGGGGAGGAGAGGUAUGAGGCUCCAUUGACCAGCUGUCGCGUCGGGGCUGGGGAGUCCCUGGCCAUUUUGUCUCUAAAUCAAAUUAUACCUGCUUUCUGAACAGAGAAGGGGACAAAAUAGCCCCUUGUUGGACUGUUUUAAGUGGAGUGAUUUUCAACUCCGUAUCCACUUAAGCACCAAGGAGCUGACCUACAUCAGCAUUCCCGGGACAAAGGGAUUACAGGUGCCAUGGAACAAGCUCUCGGCCGAACUCAGCGUGCCUUCUGGUGGCAGGUAAAGCACCAAGAAGAAGUGCAAAAAGACGGAGGAAGGGGCCAGAUGGCUGGAAAGUUUGUAGAAGAAACUGAAGGGGGAAGUGGUUGUGUUGCCUCUUGUUUCCCUAUGACUCAUCUUCAGUUCAAUGACUCCAAACAAGUGACAACUGCUGAGUCAGAACGUGUGUUUGUGAAUCAGCAGUGUUCAUCAGAGAGCAGAGGUGGUAAACAGUUGACCACAGGUGAACACAUGCAGAAACGCAAAGAUGAAACAUGAAUUUCAGGGAAUUUCCUGUCUUCAUGACAGAAAGUCCACCACUGAAAGAGGAAGGACUACUGAGGCAGACACAUUCCCUCACACAUUCAGCUGCCCUUGUGGACAUUGUCAAAUCAAUACUACUGCUGCCGGACUGUCCUACUUACUGCAUUCAUAUGGUGCUUUGAUAAACAGGCUUGUGCACAUGGGACUUUAGAAGCCUGUCAUUUGAACAUUCAGUGUUUUUACUGUGAUUUAUCUUGUUACUUUUGACAUGUGACAUAUCAUGACCUCACAUGUCAAGCUGCUGAAUAAUUAUUUGUGUGAUAAAAUCAGCGUUGUCAAUUUUGAAAUAAACUUGUUGAAAGAGUAA
Messenger RNA from Girardinichthys multiradiatus, 1494 nucleotides. It is a transcript of the gene ier2b, whose product is annotated as immediate early response 2b. Bases 165 to 710 code for a protein of 181 amino acids. The record is from RefSeq and is a predicted model, not a curated record. Lineage: Eukaryota; Metazoa; Chordata; Actinopteri; Cyprinodontiformes; Goodeidae. The transcript has a single exon.